GCAAGCAACAUGCGGCAACACCUGCUGGCUCAGUUGAGUCUCUUGGCAACACUUUGCCUCUUAGCAGCAAUCGAAGCCAGCGCCAGCUUGCAUGACUAUUACUAUGGCAAUGCCAGCAUGAGAACGCUGCGUUUUCAAGACUUUGAACCGCGACAGGAGCAGCAGCACUCAGAACGUGAAUCGCGUGGCUUUCAUUUUACACCCAGCGGGGAUGAUGUCAGCGUGGAAAUGGAGUUCAUAGUGCCGUUCGUGCGUGUGCCCGUCAAGCGUAGCAUGCGCCUGGCUCGAGAUGCGCUGCGUAGCUUGAUGAAUCUGCAAACCGAAGCGCUGGUCAAUACGGCGGUCAUAGUAGCUGCUGGUGCUAUCAUCGCAGGCAUAGUGCGUUUAGUAUUGGCGCCCAUAGUGUUUAGUUCCAUGGCCAAUGCCUAUGGCCAAGGAUAUUACAAAUCGCAGCGACUGGAUGAAGGCGACAACAACAACAGCAGCAGCAACAGUCGCAGCAUGCGCAGCUUAACGCAAACACUCGCCAGCCAAUUGGAUGCACAGCGUCUUGAUGUCUCCAGCUGUGCACAGCGCUCCAUCUGUCAAUAUCUGCAAAACAAUCGUCGCGGCAGUCCCGCCAAGCUUAUACAGCUCAUAGCCAACUCACGUUGGUUGGACACUUAUCUCAAUGGCACCGCCGUCUUCAACGCCAUUGAUAAGGCUCGUGGCAGUCACACUUGUGCGCAGAUUUAUCGCAGCUGCUCCUGGCAAGGUUCCUGGCAAAAGGCGUUCAACUAUGUUCAAGCGCUGCUGGCUGGAGCAGCUAGUGAGGAAGAGCAGCAGCAGCCGAAAAGCGAACAUGGCGGCGUACGUCUAAUAUCCUUUGAUGCAGUGGAUCGAGAUAUAGCGCUGGGACUGAACUACUUGCUGCCCUUUGUGGAAGUGCCUACCAAACGCAAGCGCAGCGGCGCGCCCAAGCCACUGCUUAUAGUAAACUCCGCGGCCAUUGUAAGCGGUGGACUGGUGGUAGCUGGUGGUGUGCUCGUGGGUCAUCUGCUGCGUAGCAUGGGUCUGGAGACCAUCGUGCCGGAUAAUACGCCGGAUCAUAGGAAGCGUCGCCUAGACACUGAUGAGCAAAGCUUGCUGCAGCUAUUCGAGCACUUCAAGCUGGUUUAUCGCAAUGACAGCGGUGCAAGAGUGGAAACUAGCCUGCCCAGUCUGGUGGACACCAUAGAGCGCACUUUCCUGGAGAACGAUAUCAAUUUACCUGUUUGCCUGCUCAAGGCCAUCUGCAGUGUUACACAGCAGGCGAGCGAGAGUGCGCGCAGUGGAGCUGCUACAGAUUUGCAACUGCUGCUGGAUAGUCUAACCAAUUGGUCUUGGCUGCUCAGCUGGCUGGAGCAGACGGCACUGCAUGAGGCCAUUGCAGCAGGUCGUGUGCCAGGUGUAAAUCAGUGUGGUGUCAAGUAUCCGCGUUGCAAGUGGGUAGCACCAGAGCAGCAGCUGUUGCAGCUAUUAAACAAUAAUGUGCAGUUUACUUAA
Drosophila busckii is the source of this 1524-nucleotide messenger RNA. The record is from RefSeq and is a predicted model, not a curated record. The transcript is spliced from 6 exons. Lineage: Eukaryota; Metazoa; Arthropoda; Insecta; Diptera; Drosophilidae. Bases 10 to 1524 code for a protein of 504 amino acids.